AUGACAUUGCCAUUUCCUCCUCGCCGCCUCCGUCUACCGGGCAUCUCGUUAUCUCACGCAUUUCAGUUCAUUCGUCACUCAGAACCACGCCCAAUUUCGACCGCGACGCGGAUCUCACGCAGGGGUCUCAAGGGUCUAAGCUCAAACCGGCCACUCAUCAUCAUAGCAACGACUGCGGCCUCAAACAUCUCGGGAACACACACAACCAUCACGGCCCGACGAUACGCGGCCUCACCGCUUACCAUCAUGUCACAGCAGACCCGCUCAUCGUCUUCAUCGCCGCCGAAGCGCGACAAGGAGGUCACGGAACCUCGGCCGAGCGCCAGUAUCCUGCUCCUCUCGCCGACGAACCAGGUCCUCCUGCUGCACCGGGUCAAGACGUCGACGUCCUUUGCGUCGGCGCACGUGUUCCCCGGCGGGAACCUGGACGCUUUCCACGAGGGCGAGAUCCCGCCGGGCGACGCGCGCGAGAGGCACGAAGACGGCCAUGCCUACCGGCUGGGCGCCAUCCGCGAGUGCUUCGAAGAGACGGGCAUCCUUCUUGCUACCAGCAAAAACUCGGACGACAGGUCUACGCUCAUCAACGUGUCAUCUGCGGACAGGGACAGGGCCCGCAAGCAGAUCCACGGGGGAAAAGUGCGCUUCGCUGACUGGGUCGACAGCAUUGGCGGCGUCCCGGACACCGGACGCCUGAUCCCCUUCACGAGAUGGGUGACGCCGACCAACGUGCCCAAGCGCUUCACGACGCAGAUGUACAUCUACAUGCUCCCGUCGUCGGCAUCAACGGGCGCGUCGGCCAUGGAGAAUGAGAUCAUCGUGCCGACGCCGGACGGCGGCGUCGAGCACACGGCGGCCAGGUUCGACGACGCCUCGACGUGGCUCUACCGCGCCGAGAGGGGCGAGAUCAUCCUCUUCCCGCCGCAGUACUACCUCCUCCACCUCGUCUCGCAGUUCUGUAAGGCCGCCGCGCCGUCGCCUGCGCCGGGCGAGGGCCACGGCGACGCGUAUUUCGCGUCGCAGCGGAGGGGUCUGCUCGAGUUCCUCGAGAGCGUGCCGACGGCGACCGGGUCGGAGGCGGCGCGGGGACACCCGUCGUCGGCGAUCCGCUGGGCGGACAAGGUCAUGAGCCCGCACAACCUCUUUAUCCGCGAGGGGGACGGCCGCAUCGUUCUCGGGCUCGACAAGCCGGGCCCGGAGCUCAAGGGGUCCGGCCGCGGCGGCGACUGGGAGAGGGUCGUGUUGGUCAAGUUCACGAGGGAUGGGCCGCGCAAGGUCGAGGUGAGGAGUCGAGAGGAGGUGCUGAGGGAGGAGAAGGAGGCAAAGAGGGCGCGGGAGGCGGAGCAUAAGCUAUGA
Colletotrichum higginsianum IMI 349063 is the source of this 1353-nucleotide messenger RNA. RefSeq names its product NUDIX domain-containing protein. Gene Ontology annotation, molecular function: hydrolase activity, acting on acid anhydrides, in phosphorus-containing anhydrides. Bases 1 to 1353 code for a protein of 450 amino acids. Lineage: Eukaryota; Fungi; Ascomycota; Sordariomycetes; Glomerellales; Glomerellaceae. The record is from RefSeq and is a predicted model, not a curated record. The transcript is spliced from 3 exons. Gene Ontology annotation, cellular component: mitochondrion.